AUGUCACCAUCCAGCUGCUCCACUGCUGCAUCGCGUUGGGCACGAUGCAAGCAUGCGUUGACCUCGUGGCACGCCUUUCACGAUGCUGUCCGUCUGAAGAGCGCGUCGUCGAUCCUGGUCAAUGAGGAUCUGCUGCCGUCGCCGCCGGAGCGACAGACCUGGACGGCCUGGAAUUUCUUCGCAUACUGGUGGAGCAAGUCCUGGGCCGUGUCGACCUGGUCGGUGGGCUCCUCGCUCAUUGCGCUGGGCGCCUCCGUGCGCGAUGCCCUGCUCGUCGUGCUCUUUGCCAACUUCCUUUCGGCCGUGGUGAUCGUGCUCAACGGCAGGGCGGCUGCGCUGUACCACGUUGGCUACCCGGUGCUCGCCCGGGUAUCGUUUGGCAUCUACGGGUCGUACUUCUUUGUCAUUCUGCGCGCGCUGCUAGGCAUCAUCUGGGGCGGAGUGCAGCUCUACUUCGAGGGCCAGUUCAUCUCCAUCUGUCUGCGCUGCAUCUUCCCCGGCUGGGCGAGACUGCACAAUGGGAUUCCAGCAGACCAAUAUAUCACGACGCAGGGCAUGGUCGGCUUCCUGCUGGCCUUUGUGUUCACCCUGCCGCUGAUGCUGGUCCACACGGCCAGGAUCCGGCAUCUCUUCAGCGUCAAGUCCGUCGUCUUUCCGCUGGCGGGCAUGGGCGUCGUGUGCUGGGCGACGACCGCCAACGGAGGCGUCUCGGCGGACAAGCUGGUCGACGAGUCUCUGCGACCCACGACAUCCAUCUUCGCCUGGGGCCUGGUCGCCCAGUUCAACGCCGUGAUGGGGGCGAAUUCUGCGCUGCUCGUGACGGUGCCUGAUCUUGCGCGCUACUCCAAAACCCGCAAUGCGCAGCUGUACGGCCAGCUGUUUGGCCUGCCUUUGGCGGGGACCGUGUGUUCGGCUUUUGGCAUUAUCACGACGUCCGCCGUGAAGAAUAUGUACGGCGAAGCCUUCUGGAACCCGUACGAUCUGCUGAACGGCAUCCUGGAUCACUCGUACAGGUCCAAGGCCCGCGCCGGCGUGUUCUUUGCGUCGGCAGCCUUUGCAUUCGCGACGUUGGGCACCAAGGCUCCAGCCUCGCCUGUAUUUAAGCGUGUUUCAAAUUCAGCUAAUUCCACCAGGAGAAUCGUCUCCACUGCCAACGGCUUCCUCAGCUUCCUCAGCGGCUACUCCAUCUUUCAGGGUCCGGUCGUCGGCAUCAUGAUCGUCGACUACUUCCUCGUGCGACGAGGCAAUCUCGAUCUCGGCGAUCUCUUCAGCCAGGCCCCGUCCGGACGGUACUACUACACGCGGGGAGCGAACCUCCGUGGAAUCGCCGCCUUUGUGAUCGGCUUCCUGCUGCCUCUGCCCGGCUUCGUCGCCAGUUUCGGCACGGGCGCCCAGGUCAGCGCUGCGGCCACCGACAUGUUCGAUCUGGGCUGGGUGCUGAGCUUCCUGAUGGGUGGGCUGUCGUACUGGGUAAUCUGCAGGUUCUCGACUGCCAGGGAGGGCAAUAAGUUAUCGUUUGAAGCGCAGGUGCCUCAUCGUAUCGACACGGGCAGUGGCAAUGACACGUUGGUCGUGGAUGGCGCAGAGAUCAUCGGCCCUGCAGAGGUCAGCGAGACGAAGAACGCGAAGCUGUCUGUGUAG
Molecule: messenger RNA, 1641 nt
Organism: Rasamsonia emersonii CBS 393.64
Lineage: Eukaryota; Fungi; Ascomycota; Eurotiomycetes; Eurotiales; Trichocomaceae
Product: Allantoin permease
Exons: 5
Coding region: 1-1641 (546 amino acids)
Biological process (GO): transmembrane transport; nucleobase transport
Cellular component (GO): plasma membrane
Molecular function (GO): nucleobase transmembrane transporter activity
Source: RefSeq, a predicted model, not a curated record